Messenger RNA from Sphaeramia orbicularis (orbiculate cardinalfish), 7670 nucleotides. RefSeq lists its product as uncharacterized. Bases 237 to 7670 code for a protein of 2477 amino acids. Lineage: Eukaryota; Metazoa; Chordata; Actinopteri; Kurtiformes; Apogonidae. The transcript is spliced from 46 exons. Gene Ontology annotation, biological process: lipid transport. Gene Ontology annotation, molecular function: lipid carrier activity. The record is from RefSeq and is a predicted model, not a curated record.
UCUUACAUCCGCCCAGUGUAUCGAGGCCCUUUGCUGGGACAAGUGAUUGGCCCAGUGAAUGUUUGUAGCUCCAGCCCUGAAGGUAUUUCCUGAUUGGUUGCUGUGAGUAGUAUGGGUCAGUGUCGAAGCCCACGUACAAGCGUGGUCAUUCAGUGGCUGUGAACAGUGCUUGGUUUUCAUCCUGCUUACAUGUAGUCGCUCGGAGGCAGGCAGACACACAGGGACUGUGGGUUGCUAUGGCUAUAUUCUUAUUAUCGUAUAAUGGUCUGCAGUUUACACUAAUUAUUCUUCUGCUGCAUGUAGGUAAUUGCUUUCAGGCGGACCCAAAUCUCUGUGAUUCAAGUUGUGCUGGCUUUUCUACCCCUGAUUUGUCGUAUCAGAGAGGGGUGAGGUACACUUACAGGUACAGCACAACAGUCACCACAACCCUUCAUGGUUCUAAUGCUGGUAGGAAUGGACUGGCUUUGGACUGUGUGGUUGAUAUUGAUGUGGUUUCCAAGUGUCACCUAAUGAUGCAGAUUAGGAAUCCACAGAUAAAGCGUCUUUCUCCUCAGAAGGAGCACUCUGUUCAGCGCCUAAAAAGUUUAAGGGAGUCACUGGAGAGAACGCGCCUCAAGUUCUCCCUCCAGGGGGGAAAGGUCACGGCCCUGUGUCCUCAGGAGGGGGAGCAGGUGUGGGCCCUUAACAUUAAAAGGGCUCUACUGAGCAUGCUCCAGACCUCCGACAUGGUCUCCAAACUGGAAUUAAAGAAUGAGACAGAUGUGUACGGGACAUGCAGCAGCAGGUAUGAGCGGCGAGGGCCUGUGCUGCUGAAGAUCAGGGAUAUAAAACAGUGCCAACAGAGCAGACUGGCAAACUUCUGGCCUCAUUCAGUGUCUAUGUCUGAUGAUACAUCAUUGCAGUCAGAGCUGCACUGUAUUCAACGCCAUCGAUCGACUGUGAUGGAAGAAGUCAACUGCACUGAAGUCGUUUCCAUAGCAACAUCAUCCAGAACAGCCGGACGAGUAAAAACCCAAACCGUGUCUACUCUGAUCCUGCUCAGAGCUCAGCCGUGGACACCACCAGGACCAGAUUCUUUAGGCCGUGGUGCAUUCACUGACCUGCUGUUUGAGGAAGAGGCAUCUGUUCGAGCAGGAAGAAACAAAGCGUCGACACCUCAGCAAGCCAGUCACACUAUCAGGAUGUUAUGCAGCCUCAUGGACCAGCAGCAGAUAUCACAAGAGUUCCUUCAACUGGUGUUCCUGCUCCGAGAUCUGACGUUCUCUCAGCUGAAGACACUCUGGCAAGAAUCAUCAUUCAAAUGCCGCAAUGACUGGCAGCCGUUACUGGACGCUUUACCAGCCUGUGGAUCUGAAAACUGCAUCCUGCUGCUGACCGACCUCAUGAGGAACGAAGAGCUGGAGGACGAGCACGCUCAGUCUGUCCUCACCACCAUUGCCCUGAUGCCUCAUCCAUCACCGCAAAUCCUCGCCUCGGUCAAUGCUUUAUUGGAGGUCCCAAAGGUGCGGUCCAGAGCCUUAUUAACCGGAUCAUCACUGGUCUAUCAGCUGUGUCACAGAUCCCAAACCUCCUGCAGUGAACUUCCACAGGUACAAACCUUCAUACAGAGUCUGGAGGAAACCCUGAAGGACGGCUGUGAAGAACAAGAGCCCACGCAAGUCAAAGAGCUUCUGUAUGCUCUGAAAUCAGUGGGAAAUGCUGGUCUGUGGGCUGGGGCCUUCAUCCCUCUGUUAACCCGCUGUGCUGUCAGCCCGUCGGCGGCACUGGAGCUGAGACUGGCUGCCGUUCAAGCCUUCAGACGGAUUCCCUGCUCAGAUAACAGGUCUGUGCUGUUGCAGCUGUACCGCUCGUCCCAGGAGGAUCCGGAGGUCAGAACGGCUGCAUACCAGCAAAUCAUGCGCUGCCCAGACCAGGACCUGUUCCGAACGGUGAAGGAGACCCUGAGGAACGAGACCUCCAGCCAAGUGGGCUCAUACGUGUGGAGUCACCUGACCAACGUCCUGAGGAGUGAAGACCCCAUGAAGCAGACGCUGAUCCAGUCUCUGCCGGACGAUAUCAUCAGCAGAGAUUUUGAAGCAGAGUUUUUAAAAUACUCGUCUUAUUCAGAUCACACUGUCACAUCAGACAUCGGAAUCAUAAAUGUGGAAACGUCUUUAGUUUUCUCCCCCAAAUCAUUUCUGCCGAGAUCUGCUUCUGCCAACCUGACGCUGUAUUUUCACGGAAGGGCGCACAACCUUCUGGAAGUGGACCUCCGUGUGGAAAAUGCCGAACCGCUCCUCAAGCACAUUUUCGCUCAGCAGACACCUCCGUCUAAUGGAGAAUCCAAACAAGAGUCAAAGGGGACGAGAAGAAAAACAGACAGAAAAAAAGAAAUGUGUUUAUCUAGCACCAACAAUUAUCUGAACAAGGCCAGAGCGAUGUUGUUUGGGAGGAGACGGGCCGAGGAGAACAGUCCCAGGUGUUGGGUCAGUGUGAAGGUGUUUGGGAAUGAACUCAGUGCUUUUACCUGUGAAGACCUCCACAGUGACAUCAACCAGCUGUCUCUGAGCAUGGCCCAACUGGCUGUAAAACUGCUGAAGGGUCAGGAGGUUCAGCUGAAUCACAGAGCUGUGUUAAUGACAGAAGAGCUGCUGUUGCCUUCUCUGUCCGGUUUACCCGUCAAACUGGGCAUCAACAUGACCUCCCUGCUUUCACUGAAGCUAAAAGGCAACGCAAACUACAGGGACAUGGCUCAUUUCUCACUGACAGGAUACAUCAAACCCAAUGCCUUUGUGGGGCUGUGGGCCAGGAUGGGGGUUGACGGGGCUUUGGGUCAGGCUGCGGUGGAGUGGGUGUCAGACCUGAGGAGUUCCACCAGUCUGGAUGGAAAUGUUCAGCUGCAGGAAGGACAGGACCUCAGAGUCACACUCAACACGCCUGAAGACGUCAUGGACAUCAUUUCAUUCAGUUCUCAAGUGUUUCAACUGAGUGGAGACCACAGAGAAGAGAUAAAGGGCCCAAAGAGUCGAAUCCAAAAGACCACCUGCACACCAAAGACAUGGUCUAAAAUGGUGGGCUGGCAGCUGUGCUCUAAUGCCUCCUACCCUUUAUCUGCUGGUGGUGUUUCUGUUCCCCCCUCUGGACCGCUCCACUUCUCCCUCAGGCUGCUGAAGCUCGACAGGGGCCUCCAUUAUUAUCUACUGGAAGCUGCAUAUUCACUGCUUCCACAGAGAGGGACUUGGAUCCCCAGAGAAGCCUCCCUCCACCUCCUCCUGUCCACUCCUCAGUCCACCGUCCCCAGAGAUAUGUCUGUGGACUUGGCCUUCAACCCUCACAGACUGCUGCUGAGGGUCAGCCAUCCUCUGAAAACCAUCCACAUACAAGGACAACUUGAGCAAGAGAGGAAUAUAAAGACAGGGAAGCUGGAGCUCUUGAUUGACAGUGCUCAUUUUUACAUCAUGGGUUUGGUUGACACGCAGAUGAUUGCAUCAGAGCAGAGGACACGCUACCAUAUUGAAGCCAAAAUGGCCGCUAAUGGACCUCCCAUGAUCCUCUCUGCUAAUGUUACCCGUGGACUGGGCAGGAAGACCAGCUUUUCUGCAUCUGUGAAGAAUGUGUUUAAAGACACUGCAUCACUUUCUGUUGCUCUGGAGCGAAGGCGGGACAGCAGCAGCAGGCAGUACUCUGUGGAGGCGGAGCUUCUCUUACCUGGCGUGGUCGGCAGCAGGAUGUUGGGACUGAUGGAGCAGAAGGGCUCAGUGUGGAGCUCCGCCCUCAGGCUUAAAUAUGGUCUGGGAGGCGAUGCGCGGCACUUGCGUCAGGAAUGCUACACGUCUCAGAGACUGAGGACUGAGAAAGACUCAAACCUCACCUAUGUCAUGAGAGCAGAUCAUGAAUUCUACUGCUCCAACACGGCACCGAUCAACCACAAGAUCCACCUGAGACACGAGGAGAGCCCCAGUCACAUUAAAUCCUCUCUGGAUGUGAGCUACGGCAAACACUGGGAUGAGAUCAACAACAAACGGACGCUGCUCCUGAGCCAGUCGUUCAGAAACCAGUCGACGCAGAAUCACACUAGCUACACACUGGAGUUCAGUUUGCAGGUUCCAGAAAAGAAUCUAAACUACAGGACCCAGCUUAUGCACUCUCAUCUGAAACAACAGGGGUCUGAGAGCAGCACUCACCUCAAAAUCAACUACAACGACCUGAUGCCUCUGGUGGCUGGAGUCCACUGGAAAAGUUCUCCACACAACGUCCCGCAGAAGAAAUGGGAAGGUACAUUUAACAUGGACACACCGUGGCUGUACAUCUACACCUCCCACAAGCUGAGCCAGCAGCAGCACCACACGCUGCACUUCUCCUCAGAGCUGACGACCAGCAAGUGGCUGACCAUCCGUAACCUCAUCCUGGAGGGUUUCUACAGAGACAGAGGCAGAGAGAAGGAGGCCCGUCUGGAGCUCUACACACCAGCUGUCACUUAUCUCCAAGCAGGUGGAUGGAGCAUGGUGGGGAAGCGAAGUGUGAAGGCCUCUUGUUCCUUACGCUCUUUGUGGACCCCUCCUAUGGGAGCAGACGUGUCUCUGGAGGCCUCUAAGUUCAGCCACACCCUGCAGAUGGCCUCCAGCUACGGCAAACACAACGUGAGCCUCACUGCUGCCCUGAGUACUGCCUACAAGAACUUUAAAAAGAGGCAGGUGGUGUUAAAGAUGGUGUUGUCGGAGCCCAGGAGUCGGCCCAAAGAGCUGGAGUUUGAGGGAGUGAUGGAGGAGCUGAGGAAGGAUAAGAAGAUGUAUCAGAAAACUGCGAUGCUGCAGCUCAGACAGCCGUUCCAGAGCUUUCCACAGAGUCUCUUUCUGCAGGAGACUUUCACAGUCGACCUCCUUAAAGGCCUCUACAUCCUGGAGUCGAGAGCUGGUUUCCACGGCAACAGGGAGGUUAUCCACACCCUCACCCUUGGCUACCAACCACCAAGUCCUUUUGUUUGCUCUGCACUAAUUCAUCCUUUCAGCUCUGACACAGUUCCAUCUGACUCAGAAAUAUGUGUGACCCUAUUCAACAACCAGACCCAGAAGGACAUACAGGGACGGUUACGAGUUGGAAACAAAGACAGACUGACAUUCUUCGGACAAGUUCGCGUGAACCCUCUGUACUCAAGACACCAAUCAAUAAACGUUAAAGCAAACUUCAGCCAACAGCUCCAGCUGCAGCUCCCCUCCUUCGCCGUAAUGGAGGGAAACUUACGCUGGAACCCCAAAAACAACACAGACUUUGAUUAUCUGGCCCGAGGGAAACUGAGAAUAGAACGACAGGAGUGCCAAAUUUCUCUGCAGCUUAAUGGAACGUCGGGCAGAAUCGGUCUGUCUUCCAGUCUCAGUCACCCCUUUAAAUCUAAGAUUCCCAAAAGACUAGAGGCGAAGGCUACCGCAGACAUGUUUGCAGGUGGAGGACGCAGUUCGGUGCGUUUGAGGGCUGAUGGGAAGGACAGAGUAAAGAUGGACGCCCAGAUGACUCACUCCAUGCAUCAAGGAGAAAGAACUCUGGGAUUGAAGAUGAAUUUAUCCCAGAGUUUGAUGCCUUCAGCCACAGAGCUGCAUCUGGACAUGGGUGCUAACAUGUCUUCAGAAAGUGUGUCUCUACACAGCACCUACACACAGGGACAUGAGGCCCUGUUGGCCCAGGUUAAAGGUUCUCUAAAAGAUGUUCCAAGCCUCCAGUUGGAUGUUUCUGGAGAUCUGAGGCACUCCAUGUCCGGCCUUGCCUUCCUGCCUUCAGCCCUGGGUUUGGACGGAGCCCUGGGAUGCUCCGACAGUCUAAUGGAAGGACAGCUGAGAGUCAGAGUGAUCGACACCCUGUACAGUGUGGAGCUGAGACAUCAGAAAGACUAUGGGGAACAUUUGGACUCAGCAGAUGAAUUAGACACAUCAGGAAAAACCCUGCACCGGGUCCAGAACUGGUUGUGUGUUUGGUCCGGAGCUGAGAAUCUGUGUGUGAAUACAAGCCACCGACUUGGAGAUAAACAGAGAGGGGAAAUCCACACCCACCUCUCUCACUCUUUUCACCUGCUCAGUGCCACAGGCGUACCUGCCAACAGUAGCGCCAAGGUGAGCUGGACCCAAGAGAGUGAUCGACUGUCGGUCCUGACAGAGGUUCAAGCAGGAGUGGAGCAUCUAAAAGCUGAGUUUAAUGGAAGCAGGACAGAUCAUCUUAUGACCCGAUGGGAGUUCCUCACGAAGCUGCAGCACCAAAUGAAAGCUCUGCUAAAAAGAGGCGUAUCAAGCUCCAUUCAAGCAAAAGCACAUUAUCAGUUACAAACAGAUGGACUGGACACAGGCCUGGUGCUUCUGAUGGAAGAUACCAGAAUGGUAGACAUCCUCUUCAGUGUCGGCUCAAAGAACAACACGGUUUUAAUGGCAGCGCAUUUGUGGCAACAAAUGAAGCUGCUGCAGGGAGUCAUACCCACCUCUUUGCAGAUGAACUGCACAGGGGACGCCGCCGCACACCGACUCUGGGCUCAGUGCUAUGGAAAUGUGGCAGGCCGCCCUGUGGAGACCGUCCUGCCUCCUCAGACCUCAGUCAACAUCUCUGUUUCGCGUUCUGGCUGCUCCACAAACGGCAGCGUCGUUGUCCAGUCCAGGGACGUUGAGAAAGGCCGCGUCAUUCUGUCCCUUAAGUGUCAACCCUCCCUCAGUUUCCAGGCGUCUGUCCAGCACUCCAUUGAGUCUUUACAGAUGCUGGGAUUUCCAAGCCAUGGAGCAGUGAUCCUGAAUGCCUCGGCUGCACAUGGACCUGCUGUGGACGUUGGCGUGGAGCUGGGGCCUUGUUAUUUUAGGGGUAAUUUUGGGAGGACGAAGAAAUCGGAGGAGGACCUGUCGACAUAUGCUGUUAAAGUUACCAACUACUGUCCUGCACUACAGGGAACCGUUCUCCCAGUGUCCCUGGUUCUUGAGGGCCUCCUGUCAACACUCCCCUGUCACUUGACCUUCUCCUCCACCAUGAGGGUCGACACCCAGGACCUGACUGUGGAUCUUCAUCGGUCCUGCAGCCCUCUUCAACUCUCCGGCUCCAUCAGUCAUUCCUUCCUGGAGCUGAGGAAUCAAGGUCUGCCUCAGAUUAUCACCAUAGAGGCCAGCGCUCCUGGAGGCCCCGAACAGACCGGGACUCUGCUCAUCCAAGCCGGGACAUGUCACAUCAGAGCCACUAGAGUCACUGAGGUCAAAGGAAGGACACAGUGGGAGUGGGCUCUGGAGUCCAAGUGUCCUCUGUUACAGGGUCAUUUGAAUGGAUCGGUUUGGCAGGACCCUCAGGGCGUCUGGGUCGCUGUUGUGGAUACCAGUGUGGAUGGAAAAAGGGGUUUCCUGAGGGUGAAGGCCAGAUCUGAGCAGCAGCUGAGUCUGGAGGGUGAACUGGGUCACAACCUUCCUGUUCUCAGAAACUUCCCAGAGUACAGCAGACUGAGAGUAACCGGCAGGUCUGGGAAACAGCGAUAUGACGCAGAAGCACUACUUCAGAUGGGCCAAUGUGCGGUUACAGCCAGUGGAGCUGUAAUGUCUCAGCCUGGCCUGCAGGGGUCAGUGCUGUAUAACAACAACUGCACUGUCAUUCAGGACUGGGGCAGUCCGGAUCGCAUCCGUGCUCUGGAUCCUUGCUUGUGUCGCCAGCGGUUGCUGAAUCUCAAGUUUUCAUGUCGAUAG